GCCAUAAACAAUAAAAUGGCGUUCGGUUUUUUGUGUGUGCUAUGAAAUUAUUGUUUUCAUGAAAUCAAAAAAUAUAAUGGAUAAUUGCUUUUUUAAUUUGAUUUUUUGGUAGAAAAUAUGAUUGCAUAGUUUAGUACAAUAACAAAAGGACUGUUUUAAGCGUCAUUAACCUCGGAUUACGUGUGUGUCAAUCUAGCCUUUAGCGUCCAGUGCCGCCUUUUUCUUGGAGUUGAUGACUUUAUUUUACAAGUUUUGGUGUAUCGGUGCGUAGGUUAAUUUCGUAAAUAUCCAAUAAUUCUCUAUGGCAAUGUCUAAUUUAAAAUUAACAAAGUUGUUUCGGCGCUAUGAUUGAUGGGUGCGUUGUGUGACUUGUGUUAGUGGUUGUGAAAGCGUACGUACAUGUUCGUAAUGGCAAAGCUGUCAUGAGUGUUUACUAUUCAAACACUGCAUGUGUGUUAUUUGGCUUAGUAAUUAAUGUAGUAAAUAAUUAUAAGUGAAAAUGUGUAUGCCAACGCCGAAUAAUGUCUCGGGCUUCGGGUAUUCGUGGGGUUUUACCAGCACCGCGGAUCUUACCAAGUGUGAAGUUGAAACCCCAAGCAGUUUGAGUUAUACCUUAGGAAAUACGGUCUCACCAGAAACAACAUUAACUGUGAUGUCUAAUAAGACACCACAAGCUCAAGAUAAAGUAGGAACAGUGGCAGUGGCUGUAACAAACGCAGCGACUCAAGUAACAAGGGUUGUGACUGCUGGCACCCCAGUUGGGGGACGUAGAGCUAUGUUUGUUUUAAAUGAAGCACCCACGCACACGAUAAAUAGGGUGUCGCAACAAAACCAAACUGCGACAAUACAGAGUGAGUACAAAAAAAAAAAAAACACAGCAAAUUUAGCAUCAAAACCAUUCAUGACACCAAUUGGACCCAUACAGCUGACUGCGGAGGAAUGUAACGAAAUAUUAAUGAAACGUGCCUUGCAAGCUCAGGGAAUCACAACACCAGUGAUUGAUGCUUCACAGUUAAAUCAUACUCUACUGAACGGUAGUCUAAAGAGCCUUGCUGAAGCAACGGCACAGUCACAAGCUGAUACAAUACCGACGACCACAGUUCAUCAACACCACCUGUUACACACUAAACAGGAACCAGGCACAGCAAAUAAUUCACCUAAACAGACCGUUUAUUCCCAAACUGACAUGAUGACCAACACAGUGAUGACAGCAGUGGUACCUCCUAUGAAAGAGAGGCCAUAUUCAUGUGAUGAAUGUGGCAAGUCAUUCUUGUUGAAACACCACCUUACCACGCAUGCAAGAGUACAUACAGGUGAAAGACCUCAUGUGUGUGGACAUUGUGGCAAAGCAUUUGCAAGAAAACAUUGUUUGAACACUCACUUACUGCUUCAUUCAGCUGCUCGACCCUACAGGUGUCAUGAGUGUAAGAUGGCAUUCACACUCAAACACCAUCUUGUAACACAUUCAAGAGUGCACAGUCGUGACCGUCCUUUUGUCUGUGGUGAGUGUGGCCGUGGUUUCCCCCUCAAGAGGCAUCUUGUGACACACAGCAAGUACCAUGCUGGCGAGCGGCCCUAUGUUUGCACUGAUUGUGGAGAAAGCUUUGCACAAAAGGAACAUCUCGUCAUGCAUAGUCGAUUUCAUGGUUCGCUUUCCCCAUUUGUAUGUCCUGACUGCGGUGUAGCAUUCGCUAGAAAGUUUCAACUCGUGAAUCACGGAAGAGUGCAUGGUCGAGUACCACACGCAUGUCCAGUGUGUGGCAAAGAGUUCUUGCAGAAAAGAACACUUGUAGCCCAUAUGAAAAUUCACACUGGAGAAGGUGUGGUAGCAUGUAUAGAGUGCGGGGAUGCAUUCAAAUGUAAGACGGAAUUACAGGAGCAUUGUAAAAUGACGAGGCAUUGUCUUAGUACUUCACAAAAUCAACAAAGUCAACAGCAACAACAGGCUCAACAGCAGCAGCAGCAACAACAGCAACAACAACAGCAGCAGCAGCAGCAGCAGCAACAGCAACAGCAACAACAGCAGCAGCAGCAGCAGCAGCAACAACAGCAGCAACAGCAACAACAACAACAACAACAGCAGCAGCAGCAGCAGCAGCAACAACAACAGCAACAAACUACUGUCAUAAAACAGGAUGACUUUAAGCCACAAAUAGUGCAAGUCAUUGGUGCUGAUGGUCAAAUUUUAUCAGAGAAAGCAACACCUGGAUAUAUUUGCCCAGAAUGUGGUUCCUGUUUUAAUACAAAGUUUGUCGGUCUCCAGGAGGCGCUUUCGCUGCACGUGCGUCUUCAUGCAGGCGACCGCACGUGCGUGACGGACCUGUGCGCGCUCACCGCCGCGCUGCAGCCCGGCCUCGUGGCCGCCGCGCAGCACGCCACGCACGCCUCGCACAUACAGUACAGGAGUGUACCGCUGCACGACCGCACGUGCGUGACGGACCUGUGCGCGCUCACCGCCGCGCUGCAGCCCGGCCUCGUGGCCGCCGCGCAGCACGCCACGCACGCCUCGCACAUACAGUACAGGAGUGUACCGCUGCACGACCGCACGUGCGUGACGGACCUGUGCGCGCUCACCGCCGCGCUGCAGCCCGGCCUCGUGGCCGCCGCGCAGCACGCCACGCACGCCUCGCACAACCAACCUAUUCAAAUUAUAUCAUCGAAUCCAAACAAUGUUGUUCAUACACAGAAUCACAUAUCUACUCCCCGGCCUAAGUUACACUUUUGUGUCGACUGUGGAAAAGGAUUUGCGGCGAAACACGGUUUAUUAGCACAUCAUAGGAGACAUCCAGAAGGUGCUUGUACAUUAAGAACGCAUGUUUGCGAUCAAUGCGGAAAAGCAUUCUUCCAGAAAAAUCACUUAAUGUUACAUCAACGACAACACAUGGAUCUGCCUCCCAGAAAUUCGCAAGCGCAGCAACAAGCGACUCAAGCGCAACAACAGGCUGCACAGCAAGCAGCACAACAAGCAGCGCAGCAGGUCGCGCAGCAAGCGCAGCAACAAGUGCAACAACAACAGCAACAACAACAACAGCAACAACAACAGCAGCAUCAGCAAGUUCAGCACCAGAAUAGUCUAGAAUUGGAUCAGCAAGAUCAUCAGCAACCGACACACAUACAAGUGGUCACGAACAGGUCGGGGCAGGUGAUCGGCAACCAGAUAGUGGUGGGCACGGUGGCGGGGCGGCGCACGCUGCUGAGCUCGCCGCUGCUCGUGUCGCGCGACGGCAAGCCGCUCGCCGCGCAGCUCACGCACAAGCGACACGUUGGCGACUUAAAAGAAGUCAGCGGUUUGAUGCUAUCAACGGGGCGGGGCACGGGGCUCAUAAAGUACGAGAUCUCCAUCCCGCCUCCUUCGUCUGUAGUACAAGUGCAGCAACUUGACUGA
Messenger RNA from Melitaea cinxia (Glanville fritillary), 3385 nucleotides. RefSeq names its product zinc finger protein 420 (gene cg). The transcript has 18 exons. The coding region runs from base 500 to 3385 and encodes 961 amino acids. Lineage: Eukaryota; Metazoa; Arthropoda; Insecta; Lepidoptera; Nymphalidae. Gene Ontology annotation, biological process: regulation of transcription by RNA polymerase II. The record is from RefSeq and is a predicted model, not a curated record. Gene Ontology annotation, molecular function: RNA polymerase II cis-regulatory region sequence-specific DNA binding; DNA-binding transcription factor activity.